AUGGAAAUAAAGGAAAAGAAUAAUAAACAAGAAGGAAUAAUUACAUUUCAUCGAGAUACAAUGAAUGAAUUAUUUAUAUCAGAAGACAAAUAUUUAUUAUGUUGUAUAAAAUUACAUCCAAUGAUACGAUUUAUUUUCUUUAUUAUAUCAUUUUUAAUAGGAUUAACGGCAUUAUUAUUAACACUUCCAUUAACAGGAUUAUAUGUUGAAUAUCCAGUAAUAUUAGGGAUGGUAUAUAUUAUUUCAAAACUAUUAUUAUAUAACCAGUUAGAUUUAGUACAUUAG
Entamoeba histolytica HM-1:IMSS is the source of this 285-nucleotide messenger RNA. RefSeq lists its product as uncharacterized. The coding region runs from base 1 to 285 and encodes 94 amino acids. The transcript is spliced from 2 exons. Lineage: Eukaryota; Evosea; Mastigamoebida; Endamoebidae. The record is from RefSeq and is a predicted model, not a curated record.